Messenger RNA from Pelecanus crispus (Dalmatian pelican), 2967 nucleotides. NCBI's taxonomy places the organism in Eukaryota, Metazoa, Chordata, Aves, Pelecaniformes, Pelecanidae. The record is from RefSeq and is a predicted model, not a curated record.
CUGCAGAGCUACUUCGCUGCCUGUGAAGACGAGACGCCGGCCAUCAGAAACCAUGACAAGGUCCUGCAGCGGCUCUGCGAACAUCUGGACCAUGCUCUGCUCUACGGCCUGCAAGAUCUUUCCUCGGGCUACUGGGUGCUGGUCGUGCACUUCACCCGCCGGGAAGCCGUCAAACAGAUAGAAGUGCUUCAACAUGUGGCCACCAACCUGGGACGCAGCCGGGCAUGGCUGUACCUAGCCCUCAACGAAAACUCCUUGGAGAGCUAUUUGAGGCUGUUCCAGGAGAACCUAAGCCUGCUGCACAAGUACUAUGUCAAAAGGGCGCUUGUAGCUAGUCACGAUCAUCUGACCUUGUUCUUAACGCUGGUGUCCGGGCUGGAGUUCAUCCGCUUUGACUUGGAUCUGGACGCUCCUUACCUGGAUCUGGCCCCGUACAUGCCAGAUUACUACAAACCUCAAUACCUGCUAGACUUUGAAGACCGCCUGCCCAGCUCCGUGCACGGCUCGGACAGCCUGUCCCUCAACUCCUUCAACUCGGUCACCUCCACCAACCUGGAAUGGGACGACAGCGCCAUCGCUCCAUCCAGUGAAGAUUAUGAUUUUGGAGAUGUCUUUCCAGCAAUGCAGACCAUGCCCAGCAGAGACUGGGAAGAUGGAGACCUCACGGACACGCUCAGCUGCCCACGCUCCACUGCCUCGGAGCCAAACGGCAGCAAGACCUCCAUGAAGAGCCCGACGCAGCGCUACAACCCCUUCAACGAGGAGAAAGCCGACGCGCCGUCCUCCACCGAGACCACGCCGGUGCACACAGCUUCCCAGGAGAAGGCAGAAGCCACCCCUGAAGGAACGGACCAGUCCGAGAGCUGCACGGAGCUGGAGGUCAUCAGGUUAGCCAAGAAGAAGAAAACAGGCAAGAAGAAGAAAGCGAAGCCUGAGGAGCCGGUGAACACCCCUGCACCCAUAGGGCUCGAGACCCAGCAGGCCAGCGGAGACAGCGGCGUGAACGGGCUGAGUGACAGAGAAGACCCGCAGAGAGACGACGGUCCCGCUGCCCCGGCUGGCGAGCCAAGCCCGAGCGGGCAGGAAGAGGGUCACACACGCUCUGCCCUCGGCCAGCUGGCUUUACGCAUCCCCGAGAUGAAGGACACAUCCAUGGAGAGUGUGGGGCAGCCGCUGAGCAAGGUGAUGGACAGGCUCAACGGGCAGCUGGACCCCGGUGGCUGGAACGCCCCUCUCGAGCCCCCCGGGCAGUCCUUUCGGACUGGCACGCCAGGGGAGACCCCGGAUGGAUCGUCCUCUGGCGACUUUAGUGAGGGGAUUUCAGCCCCCAUGGACUUCUACCGCUUUACCGUCGAGAGUCCAAACGCUGCUGCACCAGGUGGUGGCCACCAUGACGCUGCAGGGCCUGGCCAACCGCCAUAUGUUUCUGGUAGCCCUGAGGCUCCUGAAGAAGAAGAAAGCAGAGAGGGAGAAGCAGUUGGGGCAGUAGAGGAGUCUGUAGGGGUGAGCGAUGAACCCCAAACUGGCCAGACAGAAACCGCCAACCCCCAGGCUCUCCAAGAGCCGAAGAAGGAGCAGCCCAGCCCUUCCCCGAGCAGCGCCGAGGACUCCGGUGUGGAUGAAGGGCAGGGCAGCCCUUCGGAGCUGACCCAUCCCUCCGAGUUCAGGGUGGAUAACAACCAUCUCCUCCUGCUGAUGAUCCACGUCUUUCGGGAGAACGAGGAACAGUUGUUCAGGAUGAUCCGAAUGAGCACCGGGCACAUGGAGGGGAACCUGCAGCUGAUCUACGUCCUGCUGACAGAUUGCUACGUGUACCUGAUCCGGAAAGGGGCAGCGGAGAAGCCGUACAUGGUGGAGGAGGCCGUUUCCUAUAAUGAGCUGGACUACAUUUCGGUUGGGCUGGAUCAGCAGACGGUGACCCUGGUGUGCACCAAUCGGAGGAAGCAGUUCCUGCUCGACACCGCGGACGUGGCUCUCACCGAGUUCUUCCUGGUCUCCUUGAAGUCAGCCAUGAUCAAAGGGUGCCGGGAGCCCCCGUACCCCAGUAUCCUCACAGAUGCCACCAUGGAGAAACUGGCACUCGCCAAGUUUGUGGCCCAGGAGUCCAAGUGUGAGGCCUGCGACGUGGUGGUGCGUUUCUACGGCCUCGUUCACUGGGAAGACCCCAUGGACGAGGCGCUGGGACCCACCAACAAUAGCUACACCUCCGCCGAAAACGCGGUCACCAAGGACGGCAUCCUGCACUACAAGGCGGGGACCUCCUACCUGGGCAAGGAGCAGUGGAAAACCUGCUUCGUGGUGCUCAGCAACGGGAUCUUGUACCAGUACCCGGACCGCACGGACGUCACCCCUCUGCUCUCCAUCAACAUGGGCGGCGAGCAGUGCGGGGGAUGCCGGCGCUCCAACACCACCGACCGGCCCCACUCCUUCCAGGUGAUCCUGACGGACCGGCCCUCCCUGGAGCUGAGCGCCGAGAACGAGGAAGACAUGGCGGACUGGAUGCAGUACUUCUGCCAGGCUGUCUCCAAAGGGGUGAUCCCCCAGGGUGUUGCCCCUACACCUUGCAUCCCCUGCUGCCUUGUGCUGACGGACGAGAAGGCUUUCACCUGCCACGAGGACUGCCAGACAAGCUUCUUCCGCUCGCUCGGCACCGUGGAGCUGAUGGACAUCACGGCCAUCUCCACGGAGGCUGGCAAGGAGUACUGUAUCUUGGAGUUUGCUCAGGACCGCAAGCAGUUCCUGCCUCCCUGGGUCCUCUAUUUUAGUUGCACUACAGAACUGGAGAGGUUCCUCUCGGCGCUGAACGCCGCGUGGAGAAACAUCUACCAGGUCGACCUCCUGCACAAGGCCAUUCUGGACGCCGCCGUCAAGAAGAAAUGCGAAGACGCUCAGAGCCUCAUCGACAGCGCCUGGCAGCGCAGCGACAGCCUCUGCCGCGGGCGAGCGGAGCGGGACCCCUGGUGUUAA